This is a messenger RNA of Aegilops tauschii subsp. strangulata, 360 nucleotides long. The record is from RefSeq and is a predicted model, not a curated record. NCBI's taxonomy places the organism in Eukaryota, Viridiplantae, Streptophyta, Magnoliopsida, Poales, Poaceae.
AUGGCAAAGAGAGAUGCAGAGUCUGAGAAGCUUAAGCAGAAUUAUGAAGUGCUACUGAACCUGACAAGAGCUCAAGCUACAGUCAUCCAGAACCUGAAGUUGAAGCAUAUUACAAACAAGCAAUUGCUUAGUGAAGCUAAGAUGAACUUGGAGUUGAAGAAUGCAGAGCUCACAAAGUCUGAGGAGAAGCUCACCCAAGAUAAGCUAGAGUUGAAGUUUCAGGUUUCAGAUUUGCUUAAGGGAAAGGAAAAGCAUGGUAAAGAGAUGGUGCAGCUAGAGCUUCAGUUUGCUGAGCUGAUGAAGGCAGAGGAGAAGCUGAAGGAGAAGAUCAAGGGGAUCCAGGCCAUCUUAGAGAAGUGA